Messenger RNA from Galleria mellonella (greater wax moth), 3167 nucleotides. RefSeq names its product ras-related protein Rab-18A (gene Rab18). The transcript has 5 exons. NCBI's taxonomy places the organism in Eukaryota, Metazoa, Arthropoda, Insecta, Lepidoptera, Pyralidae. Gene Ontology annotation, molecular function: GTPase activity; GTP binding. The record is from RefSeq and is a predicted model, not a curated record. The coding region runs from base 258 to 872 and encodes 204 amino acids.
CAAAGUUUGUGACGUAAAUGUCAUAAAGUAACUUCCUAGAGUUUGUAUUAUUUUUUUACAAAAAUAAAAAUAACCAUUAUUACAUUGUGUAUAAUCGUUCUUUCAUCAUAUUUAUAUGAGUCAACAAUUACUAUCGUAGUUUCUCUUUAAAUCUCAGUGUAUAUAUAAUUGCCUUCUGACUUUUCGCAACAAAGAGAUUGGUCUAAUUUUGUAUUGUACAAAAAAAACUAAAAUAAUCCGUGAAGUAAAGGCUGAAAAUGGAUUACGUUACAACGUUAAAGAUCCUAGUGAUAGGAGAAAGCGGUGUCGGCAAGUCCAGCAUUAUCCUAGCCUUCACGACAGGAGACUACAACCCAUCGUUCCCUGCCACAAUUGGAGUAGACUACAAAUGUAAAGUGAUGGAGGUGAACGGAGUUAAGGUGAAGCUGGGAAUAUGGGACACAGCUGGACAAGAGAGAUACAGAACACUGACCUCCAGUUUCUACAGAGAUGCCCAUGGCGCCAUAUUAGUCUAUGACACGUCAGAACCUAAAACACUAGCUAAGUUAAAAGAAUGGGUUGAAGAGCUGCAAGUGUAUUCCACGAAAAAGAAUAUAGUAUGUUUAGUUGUAGGAAAUAAAAUUGAUAAGCCCCGAGCGGUACCUAGAGAACACGGGCAGGCAUUUGCUCAGAAACACAGAAUGCUAUUUAUCGAAAGUAGUGCUAAGACGAAUGAUGGAAUCAAUUUAGCCUUCGAAGAACUAGUACAGAAGAUCAUCGAAACACCAGGAUUAUGGGAGACCAAUAAGAGUUCGGAUAACAUUCGCAUCACGCAGCAACAAUGGGAGCAACAGGAAGAGUCCACUUGCUAUAAUAAUAUUUGUACCAUUUAACGCGUAUAGCACUUGUCUAGGUUGGCUUCAAUCGAAUCUAGAAUAGGUUUUUUUAUAUUAUCCGGGUGUAGGUGUUACCCUCCAGUGUCAAUAGCUUAUGUUAGCCUUCAUUACCCAUGAAGGUCACUUUAUAAUGAUUUAUAGCAUGGCAAUUUUUGCUAUAUUUAAUUUAUUAUCAUUUAGUGAUAUUAUUAGUUUAAUUCACAGUUAUAUCACAUGUGACAAAUCACAUAGAGUGAUUUUCGCACGCAAUGAUCGCACUCUAUUUGCAGUUAUGGAUUAUUUUUAUUAGAACGACUGAAUAGACACUUUAAUGUAUUGUGAUAAAGUCUCUAUUCGUUCGCUCUGUACAGCCCAGUUGGGGGUCUGAUGCGAUUUCACUUCAUUACCGAGCAUAGCCGAUGAGUCACGAAAUAAGUCCGAACGCAGUAACUAUCUGCGUUCGGACUUAUUUGAAGCGACAUAGCUGGAGUGACAUAUGAUUUGGAGUAUCAUAUGAAAUUUCACUUGUGACACAUGAAAUAUCCCCAAGCCUAAUGAAUUAUAACAACAAACGAGAUGACGUCACACCAGACGGAAUGGGACCGUGGUGUUGCCUAUAAAUACGAACAGUACAGACUACACUAUGACGUCACGUAUUGCCAUUUCUCCGAGAACUUUCCGGGCCUAGUAAUAUCACUUCUAGUAAUUUUUCUAUUUAUUUUUAUGUCUAAGCUAUAUUAUAUAGCAUAUUUCAAUAGACCUUUUUUGAAAAGGUAAACACUUUUUUUUUGAAAUUAUCAUAGAAACGCCCUUAAAUGUUAUCAAUAAUAAAUCGAAAUGUUGAUUUAUUUAUUUGAUCAAAUUUUGAUAUAUACUACUGUUAGACAUCAACAGAUUGUCUUAUGAUAGAGUCAAUUAUUCGUUUGUUUAUAUUGUCAUUAAAUUAUAUUGAAUCAAACUGUACGUAAAUAUAUUCUAAUGUGUUAUUGAAACCACUUUUUUCUUUCUAUAUAGUAGGAGGUGGGCUUUUUCAGGUAAUAAAACCUAUACAACUGCGACCUCUGUGAUCUUUUGUGCUCGCCUUUGUUUUUAAAGUUCGCUUCUGAUUCUUGUCAGUGAUAGGAAUUUUAAGAUGUUCUUAACUUGGCAAUGUUAUUUAUCUCCUCAGGGUAUAAUGUAUUUUCCAAAGGUUAUAUAUCGUUUAUGUAUGAAUGGACUGCAGCCACAAAUUAUGGGUUGUAACGUUUUUCUUUAUUAUGACAAAAUUUGCUAACAAUUUUUGGGCAUAAGCCUAGUUGGAUCAUGCCCAUAUUUAGUACGCAGUGUCCAGUGAGAUCCCUUGUUAAUGCACAAAUAUUAUUUUUACUCGAAAUAGUUAAUUUCUUUGAGUUAUUACUUUUUUUUUUUCAUAAAUCCCCUUAAUUAGUGCUUUCGAGUGAUUUAAUGCUGGUAAUAAAAGAUUUUUUUGAGCGUUCUAGUUUGAGAUGUCUGAGCUUUAGGAUUUGAGGCAUGUCACAAUAAGCAUUGACGUUCCGUUGCAAACGCACUGAUGCCUUUUUUAACCAGAGUACAAAUUCCCAAUCUUUGCCAACACGCCUUACGAAAAAAAAAGUCCACGUUCCAUUGUUAUACAUUAUAAAAAUAUAGAUAACGCCGCCAUUUGUCACUGGAUCCGCUAUGGAAGGUCAUAUGGAACAAAGAUAUUUGAUUAUAGUAAUUCAUCUGAUAUAUUGAAGGCAUCAUCGCCCCCUGUGGGAGGUAUCGCCCCCUUUAGAAACCUGUGCUCUAAAUGUUCAAGCUUGCUUAACAAUUGUUAUAAAAGUAUAUUGUUUUCAAUCACAUAGUUUAGUUUAUAGAUAAUAUUCUAGAACAAUUUUAAGGCAAAGUCAGAUGUCAAAGGUUCUCAAAUAUAAACAACCCAUAGCAUAUUCAGUUGUUAUUGAAUAAAUAUACAUAGAGUGUACAAAAAAAAACAAUACAAUAUUAGUAAGAGACUUCACAUAUCAUUACUGAUUUCAAAAGCAGUAACUAAGGUCAUUUACCUCGUUAAUUGCAAGAAAAAGUUUGGCCGUAACACAAUAUUUUUUGAAACCUAUUCUUUCGAUAGAAGCCAAUCUAUUUAAUGUAUUUUGCUUAUAAAUGUGUAAAUAUGAAUAAUAUUUAUCGUAAUUAUUAUAAACUGUACACAUUAUAUAUUAAGGAUUUCACAAUUUGUUGUAAUAUACAUUUGUUUUUAGCCUCUCUGUUCAAAGAGCUUUAUUAAUUAACUGCUAAGAAGGGCUUAGUUUGGACCAAAAUAAAGUGGUGAUUUUA